UCAUCCUGAAACUUUACGAUUCGGAAGGGAGACAACGAGAGGGAGAAAAAAAAAGAAAGAGGAACAAAGAUCACUGUGGUGAUGAGAGUCGUUGCGGACCACGCAAAAUGGAGAUACUGUAUAGUUUUUUAGCUAUUCCCAGUACUCCUGAGCAACGUGUUCACCAGAAGCCGUCUCCUUGUUGUUUGCAAUGGCUUGGAAAAAUUUGAGCACAUACCCUGAUAAGAAUAACCCAAAUUCGCGCGUACAGCGCUGUAUCCCUGCGAUUUAAUAAGGCAAGGGCGUGUCCUUCUCACUCCCCUUUUCCACUCGAUUCUUUUUCGCCUCACAAAGUUUUUUUUUCUUUUAUAUAUGGACUCCUUAAUACCAUUAUACAGCCUUUUUUUCCCUUUUGUUUUCUUCUUGUUAUUUAUCUAUCAGUUUACUGCGGUGUAUUUCAUAUUUUAAAACCAAUCGUGACGUUUCAGUAUUACUAUGCCAUCAAUCAUGGACAUCUGCAUCUCUGCCGAAGAACGUGAAAACAAACAACGUAGCCAGAAAAUCGAUCGUGAACUUAUGCAAGACCAUCGACGCCACCAGCAAGAAUGUAAAAUUCUCCUCUUGGGAAGUGGAGAAUCCGGCAAAUCCACCAUCGUGAAACAAAUGAAAAUCAUUCAUCAGAAUGGUUACACCACUGACGAGCUUCGAGCGUGGAAACACACUGUCUACAAAAACCUGAUCGAUUCAGCUAAAGACAUCAUUAGCACGGCACAUAAACUCGAGCUUUCUUUUACUACUCUGUUGGAGGUCGAUAUGGACGUGAUUCGCGAAUAUACGUUGUCUGCCGAACCUUUUCACGAAUUUUCAGAGUCUAUUGUCAAUGCAAUCGAUAAACUGUGGAACGACCCGGUGAUGACUGAAUGUUUGGAACGGGGAUCCAGUCAAUUUUAUAUCAUGGAUUCUGCUCCUUACUUCUUAAGCCACCUGCAUCGGUUAACGAAACCGGGAUAUGUUCCGACUGUCGAUGAUGUACUGCACGCCCGCUUAAAGACCACCGGUAUCACUGAAACGCGAUUUUCCAUGGGGGAGUUGAGUGUUCACAUGUUUGACGUGGGCGGCCAACGAUCCGAACGUAAAAAAUGGAUUCACUGCUUCGAAUCGGUCACUUCCAUUAUGUUUUGCGUCGCUCUCAGUGAAUAUAAUCAAGUACUGCUAGAAGAAUCUCGACAGAAUCGCAUGGUUGAAAGUUUAGUUUUAUUUGAAUCGGUCAUCAACUCUCGAUGGUUUUUACGCACAUCCAUUAUUCUAUUUCUGAACAAAAUUGAUCUUUUUCGGGAGAAGCUGCAAAAGGUGCCUUUGGAUCUUUACUUCCCCGAUUACACGGGCGGCCCAUCCGCUGAUAAAGCCUGCGUGUAUAUCUUGUGGCGAUUCCAACAGACCAACCGAAUGAAACUCAAGAUCUAUGCACAGUUGACGCAAGCAACAAACACCUCUAAUGUAAGAACUGUUUUCAAAGUAGUGCAAGAUCGAUUGCUCAAAGAAUGCCUGACAGAUUCCGGCCUCAUGUGACCUCCAUUUUCUUCCUCUCCCCAAAAAAAAGCAUCAUCUCAUCUAUACCCCAUCCAAGCCGACCGUUUUACCCUACGUACUCAGGCCAUAUACUAUGUUAUAGAUCCAUUCAUUAAGUAUCCUAUAAUUCUUGCUUAUAGAAAUAUUUUUCAUUUCUCAUUAUUACCAUUACUACAAUAUAAUCUAUGAAAAUGAAUACUCAAC
This is a messenger RNA of Radiomyces spectabilis, 1752 nucleotides long. Its product is annotated as heterotrimeric G protein alpha subunit A. Gene Ontology annotation, cellular component: heterotrimeric G-protein complex. The coding region runs from base 475 to 1548 and encodes 357 amino acids. The transcript is spliced from 7 exons. The record is from RefSeq and is a predicted model, not a curated record. Gene Ontology annotation, molecular function: GTP binding; G-protein beta/gamma-subunit complex binding; G protein-coupled receptor binding. Lineage: Eukaryota; Fungi; Mucoromycota; Mucoromycetes; Mucorales; Radiomycetaceae. Gene Ontology annotation, biological process: adenylate cyclase-activating G protein-coupled receptor signaling pathway.